AUGGGUUCGGAAUUGGGAAUCACCGCCGAUUCCAAAGCGGCCAUUGACCUCUCGCCGGUCAGCAUUUGGUGGGUCGUCUGGGGAUGCGUCUGGACGGCCGCCGUGGCCGCUGGCAUGGCAUAUCUGAUCAUCAAUCGAGAUAUGCCUACUCUCCGAAUUCGAGGCCUCGCCUUGUCACUCUCUUCAAUCGUUCUUCUUCAUCUUUACUGGUGGGUCUGCCAAUUUGGCAACAUGGUGGGCGCCCUUCUGCCCGGAGAUGCCCAGUAUUGGAUCAUGGGAACCUAUCUUCCCUGUGGCAUCGCUCUUUUCCACGCCUCCAAUACUCGUUUCCUUCACGUCGCCAAACUUCAGCGCAAGUAUGCUCAGCAUGGUUAUCGUCUCGUCGAUACCACGCCAGACGGAAAGCCCAAGACCGGCUUGAUCAACCGUUUCCGCCGUCUCGACUACACGACCAAGAUCCUCAUCACCGUGGGCAUUGGCAUGUUCGUUCAAGUCUUUCUGACCGUCUUUAAUUAUAUCAUUUCUCGCAAGUGGCAUAGCUCCUGGGGUAUUCCCGGCACCGAGGUCCACGGCAGCGAAAUGGCCCAGAAGACUGCCCAGGGUCAGGGAUGGGAAUGGUGGCCUGGUGUGUUCUGGCAAUUCUUCUGGUCUUGGGUCCUUGCCCCCGUCAUCCUCUGGAAGUCGCGCAACAUUCACGACACCCAAGGCUGGCGUGUGCAGACAAUUGGCUGUGCCCUUGGCAGUCUCCACGCUACCCCCAUGUGGCUCAUCGCUCUUUACGUUCCUGGCAUGGCUCCGGUCAACAAGUACUUUAUUCCUCCACAGUGGAUCUGCUUGUCUAUCUGGAUCAUCGAAAUCUUCACCGUCUUCCUUCCUUGCUGGGAAGUGAUGCGUCACCAGUCCCUUCGUCAAGAAACACUCGACUCGAUUGCUCGGUGGGAGGUCAAGGUGAAGUCCAACAGCUCCGAGAACAAGUCCCUCAACUCGGAAACCACUAUGGUCGAGUCCAUGAUGUCUGGAUGGAAGUCCACCAACGCUUCUAUCAAGUCUACCAGCUCGCGUGAUAGUAUUCUGACCAUGAGCGCUCUUGAGCACGUUCUGGAGCGCAACCCCGCCCCGCUUCAGGAGUUCUCUGCGCUUCGUGAGUUCUCAGGAGAGAACAUUGCUUUCCUCACCAGCCUUGCGGAGUGGAAGAACUCGCUGCCAACGGUUCUGAAGGAUCCCAGAGCUCCCCGGGAUGGCAACUCCAAAGACCUUCUCCGUGAACACUUCAACCGUGCCUUGCAUAUUUACGCCGAUUUCAUCAGUGUCCGCCACGCCGAGUUCCCCGUGAACAUCUCCUCCAGUGACCUCAAGAAACUGGAGGAUGUCUUUGAACGCCCCGCUCGCCUUCUCUACGGCGAAGAGCGUGAGGCCGACCCCGUCAGUCCCUUCGAUAAGUUCACCCUCGAGCCCGCGUCACCCACUGUCUCCGAGAGCUCUGAGAAGGGUAUGACGAAUCGCAUUCGCAAUCGUGUUCACUACUGGGGCGAGAUUCCCGAACAAUUCGACGCAGAUGUCUUCCAGGACGCAGAGGCGAGCAUUAAAUACCUCGUCCUCACCAACACCUGGCCCAAGUUCAUCAAGGAUCGCAGGACCUCGAUUGAUUCUUUCGAGACCCUCAAGGCCAAGACGGAGGUUGUCUAG
This is a messenger RNA of Penicillium daleae, 1686 nucleotides long. RefSeq lists its product as uncharacterized. Bases 1 to 1686 code for a protein of 561 amino acids. The record is from RefSeq and is a predicted model, not a curated record. NCBI's taxonomy places the organism in Eukaryota, Fungi, Ascomycota, Eurotiomycetes, Eurotiales, Aspergillaceae. The transcript has 4 exons.